AUCCUCGAUUUCGCCGGCUUUUGGCCCCAAGGCAAACAUCACGUAUACGCCCUGUCGUUUUUCCCGUUGCCCUUUUUCGCUCACGCCGCCUGCAGUUUCGCUAUUUUCCGCGUAAUUGUGCGUGCCAGCAAGGACAACAAAGAGACCAGAAGCAGACGGGACCAAAGGACCUCCACAAACCCAUCGUUUGGCCUGUCUAGCAUUCACACCCCGGACAGUGGAAUUGGCCAACUGCGUGGAUGGUGGGACCUUUGCCGGACACUGAUGGCGCAGUGAAAUGAAUACCGAGGAAUGUCCGCAAUUGGUCCACCUGUGAGUCCUGCGAAUCCCGUGUGAGUACUGUGAGUGCCCAGACGAUGGCGGUGAGCAGUUCAAUUAUGGAGACCGUCGCCAUUUUGGCCCUGCUGCUUGGCCUUUUCAUUCGAAGUGGCUACUGCAUAGACUGCUUCAAGUGCGUGUCCUACAACGGAGCGAACAAGGCCUGCGACGAUCCCUUUCACAACAACUACUCAACGGCCAUCUUGGAGUCGCCCUGCAUGGGCGGCCGGAAGGGGCGUGACGGCCUAUUUCCGGCCACCGCCUGCAUCAAGAUCGCCGGCUACUACGAUGGAACUGGCGAGACGAUAACGGUGAGGGGUUGCGCCCUGGACAGCGGCACCCUGACCACCGACACAGAGAUUAUAAGAAUGUCGCACUGCGGAAAGUUCUACUACGAUGACAAGUACGUGCACGGCUGCCUGCAGAGCUGCAGCGAUGCGGAUGCGUGCAACUCGGCCAGGAGGCAGAGUGCGAGUCCCGCUGACCUGGAGUCGCUGAUGAGGCACCUGCUCAGCCUGGUGGUGUUCCUACUGGCUGCCAGCAGGUAGCACAAUGGGCAUCUGUAAGUCAAGUAUCCGGAGCAGGAGAGGCAGGCGGAUGCAGGAGAGGAUGGCUGCAUUUAAGUCGUCUUGGAUGCGCGUGGAAUUCGUUUUCUUUUCCUUCGAAACUCUCUGUGUCUAGGAUCGCAAUCGCACCCAAAUGUAAACGCACUCGAGCAGCUGCAGCAAGGACACGCUCGGUAAAACACACACACACACACACUCUCUCUUUUACACACAAUAACAUUAUGGAAUUCAUCAAGCAAUUAUGUGAUUUUUAAGCGAAUACUUAACAACUAUCAAACAAUAAUUGAUGAACGCGAACGGAACGGAAACGGAAACUAUUUAGAUGCUAAGCAUUCGAGUGGCGAAAAUCAAAGAAAGAAACACUGCAAAACCAAAUUCAAA
Molecule: messenger RNA, 1265 nt
Organism: Drosophila yakuba
Lineage: Eukaryota; Metazoa; Arthropoda; Insecta; Diptera; Drosophilidae
Exons: 5
Coding region: 357-866 (169 amino acids)
Source: RefSeq, a predicted model, not a curated record